Ornithodoros turicata is the source of this 3014-nucleotide messenger RNA. Its product is annotated as fatty-acid amide hydrolase 2-A-like. The record is from RefSeq and is a predicted model, not a curated record. Gene Ontology annotation, cellular component: endomembrane system. Bases 143 to 1693 code for a protein of 516 amino acids. Lineage: Eukaryota; Metazoa; Arthropoda; Arachnida; Ixodida; Argasidae. The transcript is spliced from 7 exons.
CCUAUAUGUCUAUGCUCCUAUGCUGGAUUGCUGGCAGCCCUGUGAUGGGGUACGAUUUCAUUUCCGUUCCUUUUCAAAACAGACCCAUGUGACAACUAUAUUGCAAUACAAUACAGUCGGCCUGCCUUGACGACGUUGUGUUAUGCCAAGUCAAGUACAAAGGAUCCUUUCCCGAGCGAAGUGUGUGAUCAAAAGCAUCGUUACUCUGUUCCUUGGGCUCCUGUUUCGCUAUGUUUGCGGCGGAAAGCACGAAUGCAUUCCACCCAUCACAGACCUGCUUCUUCUGGAUUCUGCUACGGCGUCUGCACUCAAAAUUCGUUCUAGGAAGUUGAAGUGCAAGACCUUGGUGGAGUCUUACAUCAACCGGAUAAAAGAUGUGGAGCCCUUCAUUAAUGCAACAUCGGACACUAGGUACGAAGCUGCUCUGGAAGAAGCUGCGGCUGUUGACAAGUUGAUGGAAGUUGAAUCAUUGGAUAGACUCUCAUCCCUUCAGCCUCUGCUUGGUGUUCCAUUUACAGUUGUUGGGGCUCUCGCAGUUAGAGGACAACUGCACCAUUGUGGUAUAUACACGCACUGGAGCAGAAAAGCAGAUUCUAACGCAACUGCAGUGGAGCUGCUUGUACGUGCUGGGGCUGUGCCGCUUGCUGUAUCUAAUGUCCCCGAGCUAUGUCUUGGAGCAGAGACAACGAAUCACAUAAAUGGGCACACCAACAACCCCUGCGAUCUCACACGCUCUCCUGGUGGCUGCAGCGGUGGGGAGGCAGCACUGCUUGCAUCAGCAGCCUCAGUUAUUGGCCUUGGAAGUGACUGGAUGGGUGAAGCCAGGCUGGCGGCUGCGUUUUGUGGAGUUUUUGCUCACAAACCAACAGCAGGUGUGGUGUCAAAUGUAGGACAUUACUUGGAAUUUCCCACAGAACUGGAUGCAUUCAGAUGCAUCGCUCCAAUGUGCAGGUGUGCCUCGGACUUGGGUCCUGUAUUGGAGGUGAUCUCCGGAUCGAAUGCCUCGGCCCUGAAGCUUAACGACGAGGUUAACAUACGCCAUAUCAAAUGGUACUUUCUGAGUGAUGUCGCCUCACACCUAAGCGGAACUGAUCAGAGGAAAGCAGUUCAGAAGGUGCAGACACGCAUUGAGCAAGUGCACAGCAUAAAGACACGGGCACUCAACAUACCUGACCUGGAGCUCGGUUUUCGUUUAUGGCGUGCAAAGUACAUCGAAUCUAGGGGACUCCCAUGGGUGACCAGGGCUCUGGGGAGCCUCCAAGGAGACCUCUCUCCUUUGUUUCAUCUUCCCCUCGCGCUACUGGGACUUUCACGGCACACCCUUACGGCUGUCCUCGCCUCAAUCUGGGACGACAACCUGGAUCUACAAGCGGACACCCAACGGAGUCUGUGCACUGUCUGCGAUGAUUUGGGUCGCUUCCUAGACCGUACACUUGGGAGCGACGGCGUCUUGGUUUUGCCGGGCCCACAGCUGCCUCCACCACACCACUUUCAAUCCCUCCUUCAAGGAACAAAAUUGUUUGGCCCACUAUGUCCCUUUAAUGUUAUUGGGUGUCCCGUCACAAUGUGUCCCAUAGAGGGCGCUGCCGUGCAGGUAGUAGCAUGUAAAGGAAAUGAUAGGCUCUGUCUUGCGGUUGCUGCCGAACUGGAGCGAGCAUUUGGGGGAUGGCAAAGUCCAACGCCCAUCUGUUAAAUGUCCGUCGAGCACAAAUACGCAUUUUCAUUACGCUUGCUUGCAGUGUGGAGUUUGUGAUACAGCCUGCAUAUGGAGACGACGAUAUCGAGAAUAUCCACAAAAAGCACACUUUUGCUCUGCAAAGGAGAUAAGCAUAUUGCUGGUUGAUCCAAAUGGAAUUCGCAAGUUCACUGGUUGAGGUCGUUGUCGCUCCACAACGGAGCGGUCUUCGUUGAUCUGCCUAGGAAGCUCAGAUUCAGCCGGAACUUCAUCGAUUCACUGUUGUCACUACCAGGUCUCGCGAGGACGAGCAACCCCGAGCUUUGAGCUGCAUCAAUGAGUUUGCGAGGCGAUGACUUCCGCCAGGAUCUUGGCCACAGCGUAGUUCUUUUUCGCUGGUGGAUUCGGGCGCUCGUUUCAGAUUGACCAGGCGAGCUCGCCAUUGGACAUACAGAACUGCAUCGAACAUUCCUGUUUAUGUGCCUGUGAACAGAAUUGCUGGCAGCAGGUUGCACCCUUCUAGUUCCUACGCUCGGUCUGUAGUCCAAUACAGUAGUUUGCAACGUAGCUAUGCAUUGUGGUGCUACGUUAGAGCUACCUUCGGUUAUUUACGGAGAAACCUCCUAAGGUUUAUUCACAUGAUGUCUUCAGCAACAGAGUGCCACUGUGGCUAGCAGAUUUGCUGCCAUAAUGUAGGUCCUCAGGUUUUGACUGUCCAGGCAUUUACCCACGUCGCACCCACCGUAUGUCUGGUGUUUCAAAGCUAUUGUGCUGUGUGAGUAUUAUUUGUACCACAAUCCAAUUAAUUUCCAUGUUUUCGGUGUUAAUAGUUGUCAGAGUCGAGGGGUAUGAUGCAUUUAUUUACACUACUACGUUAUUUUAACUCCUGUCGCCGUCGGUCACCGACAACCGUACACCACCGAUCCACCACGCAAGACGCACACACCUCCAACCGUCCCGCUUCACCCCCGAGAGAGAGAGAGAGCCCCCUCCCCCAGUCAUGCGCGGGUUUCCUCUCUCUCCCAACUUCUCUCCACUCUCCAACUGAACUCUCCUCUCCUGUGGACGCCUCCCAGGUCUCCUGGCUGGCCCGUACAUCACAUAGUCCACUAAAUAGACUAUGGCAGCGCACAAAAACCGGAACCAAACUUGCAGGGACCUGUAUCACGGCGUCGAUUUCGCCUUUUCGAAGUUCGCCUGGGGGGUGACGUCAGUGAAUAAACCCUCCCUGUCCCCCGAACUUUAUGCAGUUGAAUUUUGUUAAUGUCACGUUUAGCUCUUGCAAAAUACUGCUUCUCUGUGUGACGCAAAGGUGAAUAAAAAUAUUUUUUAAAUUUUC